Xenia sp. Carnegie-2017 is the source of this 5245-nucleotide messenger RNA. Its product is annotated as murinoglobulin-1-like. Gene Ontology annotation, molecular function: endopeptidase inhibitor activity. Bases 47 to 4918 code for a protein of 1623 amino acids. The record is from RefSeq and is a predicted model, not a curated record. NCBI's taxonomy places the organism in Eukaryota, Metazoa, Cnidaria, Anthozoa, Malacalcyonacea, Xeniidae. Gene Ontology annotation, cellular component: extracellular region. The transcript is spliced from 37 exons.
GCAUUUGCGAAGAAAGUCGAUCUCCUCGAAGGGGAACAGAUUCAAAAUGAUUCGAGGAAUAUUAUUGCUGUCAUUUUUCAUCGCGGUUUGCAGAACAGUUGAAUUUGGAGAUAACCUUUACCUUAUCACAUCACCAUAUACAUAUCCCGCUGACAAAAAUGUAACAGUGACUGUGGAUGUUUUUGGUUCAAAAUCUUGUAAUGUCACACUGCGACUAAAAAAAGGAAACAUUCAUAUUACAACUGGAGGAACUGUAAAACCUGGAGUGAGAGGAGAAUUUACUUUAAAAAUACCAUCUCAUCAAUUACACCGUUACCAUUGGAGAAAUACGUUUGAGUUCACCGCAACCAUCUGUGGAGAGAAGACAAAGACUAAAAGGGUGCGUGCAGUGGCUACCAAGAAGAGCAUUAUUUUUAUCCAAACUGAUAAACCUGUUUACAAGCCAGGACAAAAAAUUCGAAUGCGCAUAAUAUCUUUGGAUAAAGAUUUGAAACCCAAAGGAGAAAGAGUGGACAAAGUUUAUGUGACAGCUUCUUCCACAAGAAUCAAACAAUGGAAUAAUAUAACAAUGGAAGACGGACUGGCAAGUUUGGAGAUGCAAUUAUCAAAAGAACCAGUAGAAGGAGAUUACAAAAUAACAGCUAUUGUUGGUAUAGAAAAAAAAGUUCAAAAAAUCGUCGUCAAAAAAUAUGUUCUUCCGAAAUUUGAAGUGAAGAUUACACCACCAUCAUAUAUAGCUUUGGAUCAGAAAAACUUUGACACAAAAAUAUGUGCAAAGUAUACUUAUGGAAAAAAUGUGAGAGGAAUUUUGACUGCAGAAAUAUGUUUGAAGCAACGAGGAUAUCGAUGGUUAAGAAACCCCUACACAGCCUGUCAGACGAUUACAAAGGAGAUUGAUGGCUGUACUGAUAUUGUUACAACACGUGAGGCUUUGAAUGUUGCUGAUUUGAUGAAUAUAUGGAAUGCUGAAUUUGUGAUUAAAGCGAAAGUUAAUGAAAAUUUAACUGGAGUGACACUUGGAGGCCAUGCAGAGACAACACGGUUUUAUGAACGGUCUGUGUUGUUAUCCUUUGCUGGAAGUUCAGAAAAGUUCAAACCUGGUUUACCAUACAAAUAUGUGCUUAAAGUGACUCAACCUGACGGAAACCCAAUCACAGGAGCAAAUGUUCGUGUCAGUGUAAAGCAACGCCAUUCCGGAUCAAAGAUUUACGAGAGAAACUUCACCGUAAAAAACGGUUUUGUUGACGACGUUCUGGAGAGCAAAACUUUAAAUUCAAAUAACCUUGUGUUUAGGGCUGAAUUAUUGGAUCCAAGUCCAUAUUCAAUUGAAAAAAACAGCCGAGUUUCUGCUUAUAAAUCCGUAGAACCAUGGUAUUCGCCAAGCUUUAGUUACCUAGAGAUAAUUAAGGAAACAAAGACUCCAGUUAAGAUUGGCAAAGAAGCUCCUCUUAUUGUCCGUUACACAGUACGAAAUGACACGGGAAAAGACGUCAAAUUUUUAUACACUGUGAAAUGUAGAGACUUUACGAAAAGUGGAGUGUAUAAUGUAACCCAUGACUAUAUUAAGGAGAUUAAGAAUACAGAAAGUCCAUUAACAACAACCAUGACAACAAUAAUGGACACAGACUUAACAACAGACGAAACAAUGUUCAAUACAGAAGCAACAACACCACCACAAUUGUUAAUCAAACGAAGACGUAAGCCUGAUGUAGUUUACACAAUGGACUCAAAGCCAAUUGUCGAGAAAUUUCAGUUAAAGAUUCCAGUGACAAUAGACAUGAUGCCAUCGUGUCAUGUGAUCGUUUACUACGUAAGAAAAGACAAGGAAGUUGUAGCUGAUUCACUUAAUUUUGAUGUUGAAGAUAAAUUAAAGAAUGAGGUGUCAGUAAGUUUUGAAGAAAAAGAGAAAAAACCAGGUGAAAAAACAAACUUCAUAUUGAAAGCUUCACCUGGAUCACGGGUUGCCUUCGUUGCUGUAGAUAAAAGUGUUCACUUAUUGAAAGAUGGAAACGAGUUGACGAAAGAAAAGAUUCGUCCAUUUCUUAAAACAUAUACACGAGCUGCUCCAGAGGCUUGUGAUUAUUGGUUUUGGGGAAAAAGAAAGCGUAGCAUAGCACCAUACUGGGAUAGUUCCUACCAUGAUGCUUCAUAUGCUUUUAGUAAUGUUGGUUCAGUAUAUCUGAGCAAUUUACAAGUGGAAACAAAGUCUUGCCCAAAAAUUGUACCAAUUGUACCAGUCAGUCUAUCAUUAAGUAGAGUAGUAGUAUAUGAGCGUGUAACAGAGGGAAUCAUGCGAUUCAAGAACAAACGUCCGAGAGUUCGAAAAAAUUUUCCAGAAACAUGGUUGUGGGCUGACGAGAAAAUUGGUGAAACUGGUGAGAAAGUUGUUCAAAUAACGGUACCUGAUACCAUUACAACAUGGGUAGCAAAUGGUUUUGCAAUGUCAUCAAAAAAAGGAUUGGGAAUUUCUGAUACAGCAACAAUAAAGGCAUUUCAACCAUUCUUCGUUCAAAUGACGCUACCUUACUCUGUAAUCAGAGGAGAAGAAAUUCCAGUUACCGUAACAGUAUUUAACUAUCUUUCUGCCUGCACAGGUAUCCGACUUCAGUUAAAUCAUCGAUCACUCGACUAUAAAGUGACGUCAUAUCACAUCCAAAAGCUCUGCGUGUGUGGUGAUUCAGGUCAAUCUGUCAAGUUUAGUAUCAUUCCUCUAAAACUCGGUCACAUUCCUCUCACGGUCACAGCAACGUCAUCAUCAGCCAAGUUAUGUCCAAGUUCUUCUGUGAUUGUACAAGAUGCAGUCACUAGGAAACUUUUAGUGGAGCCUGAAGGAAUUCGAAAAGAGUACACUCAAAGUACAUUUUUUUGUCCUAAAGACAAGGAAUAUUCAGAAGUAUUUGAUCUUAAAUUACCAAAAAAUAUAGUUCCUGGUUCAGUCUAUCCUACAGUGACUAUCAUUGGCGAUAUUAUGGGUCCUGCUUUAAACAAUUUGGAAAAUCUACUGCGCAUGCCUUAUGGAUGUGGAGAACAGAACAUGGCCAACUUUGCACCCAAUAUUUACAUCAUGGAUUAUCUUAAGAAAACUGGUCAAAUUACUGAGAGCAUAAAAGAAAAAGCUGUUAACUUUAUGGAAAUAGGUUAUCAAAGAGAAUUAAGAUACAAGCGAGACAGUGGUUCAUACAGUGCCUUUGGUAAUAGUGAUGAUGCAGGAAGCAUGAUGUUGACAGCUUUCGUUGUUCGAUCAUAUGCCCGUGCAAGGAAGUAUAUUUUUGUUGAUGAUAAUGAAAUAAAAGACAGUGUGAAAUGGUUUGAAAAUAAACAAAAGAAAAAUGGAUGUUUCCCACAACAUGGACGACUCUUUCAUCGUGGAUUACAGGGUGGUGUUGAUAGUGAAGUUACUCUUACAGCAUAUGUAACAACUGCAUUACUUGAAGCUGGAUGGUCAACCAACUCUACAAUAGUUUCCAAAGCAUUAUCAUGCAUUGAAAAUCAUCUGGAGUCUAUCAAUGAUACUUAUGCAACUGCUCUCAUAUCUUACACCUUUGCUUUGGCUAAACAUAAUGAAACUUUAAACAUGUUGACAUUGUUGAGAAGAAAAGCGAUAAAGAACGGUGACUUGAUGUACUGGAAGAGUAACAAUGCAAAAUCACAGACGGCAUAUUUUCAUUACUACAAACCAUCUGCAGAAGUUGAAAUGACAGCGUAUGCCUUGUUGGCUAUUCUUGAGUACAAUAAAGAUAAUUUUGUGUUGAAUGACGAGUUAAUGGAUAUUAUUCGUUGGUUAUCCAAACAAAGAAACCCAUAUGGUGGCUUUGCUUCAACUCAGGAUACUUGUGUUGCUUUACAAGCUUUAGCUACCUUUGCUGGAAAAGCUUACGGAUCCAAUGCUGACUUUAGAUCAACUUUGUUAACAGGAUCAUUGAAGAUGGGCAACUAUUAUAAACAUGACUUUAGUAUUACACAGGAAAACAAACUGACAUUACAAAUGAUUGAGUUACCACCAAAAUUAGUUCCCGGAAAACUGAACAUAUCAAGUCAAGGCAAAGGUUGUGCUUUAACACAGGUUUCAUUGAAGUAUAAUGUACCAGAACCUGAAGAUGUUCCAGCAUUUGAAAUCAAAGUUGAUGUUCGUACUCGACGAUCUUUACCAGAAGAAGCAAACUCAGCUUGUUAUCCACUUAAACUUGAAAUCAAAGUAAUAUGGUUGAAAGAAGAUGUUUCCAAUAUGGCUGUUGUCGAUGUCAAGUUGAUGACUGGGUUCAGCGUGAUUGAAGCUUCUUUAAAGAAGCUGCGAGUUGAUAAAAAUUUGAACUUCAAACGUUUUGACAUCGAUGCACAAAAUGUUCAACUUUACUUUGACGAGAUAAAGAAUGUGACUUUCUCCAUUGAUGUACACCAAGACACUUUGGUAAAAAAACUAAAACCUGCAGUUGUUAAAGUUUAUGAUUACUAUGAACCAGAAAAUCAAGCAAAAGUUAUGUAUAAGAUAAGAGAGGCUGAUUGCUAUGGAAACAGAAUCAUUAGGGAAUGUCCAAGAUGUUUAACACUGCCUGACAUACAUAAAGUGAUCAAAGCUACAGUAGCAUGCAACAGUACUGUGACACGAAUGACGUCGAGGAAUGGCCAUUUAAUGGUUAUAAAAGCAUUUUCUCGUGACACAAAGAAAAAGAGCAAGAAAAUAAUUAAGAAAGAAUUAGAAUAUCGUAUUUCUGAUUUCUGUCCUUGCGAUGAAAUUUAUGAAGGAAAACGUUCUAUUAUGAUUGGUGGAAACAGUUAUUUUAAAGAUAUUGAAGGUGACAAGACAAUGAUUAUGUUGAAUGGUGAGACGACAAUCCUCAAAUAUACAGGAAAAUCAAUGAAACCAAACAUAAAGAAAAUGAACAAAAUGUUGAAAGCUUGCAGACGUGGCGGAAUGUAAUUAAGAAAAUGGAUGGGGGGUUUUUUAACUUUAAAGACGUUUGUGUUUUUGUUUUUUAUAACGUAAACAAAGAAAAGUAGUUUGAUGGUGAAUUUUUUGUAUUUGAUGAGUUAUGACUACCACAUUAAAAUUUUUUUAUCUCAAGUUGAUCUCACGAACUUCUGUGAAGCCGUUAUUAUAAGCGAAGCAAACUUAGCAAGGAACGGGAAACGAAUUUGUAUUAGAAAAACAAUUGCUCACCAUAAAUAGCCAUUUUGUACGAAAUUAUAGUUUAUUGAUUGUAACGUUUCGUCAUUACACAAGACAUCAUCAUUCCAGUAAUUAAAA